This is a messenger RNA of Carassius auratus (goldfish), 1334 nucleotides long. RefSeq names its product cyclin dependent kinase 1 (gene cdk1). The record is from RefSeq and is a predicted model, not a curated record. The transcript has 8 exons. Lineage: Eukaryota; Metazoa; Chordata; Actinopteri; Cypriniformes; Cyprinidae. Gene Ontology annotation, cellular component: nucleus. Gene Ontology annotation, molecular function: ATP binding; cyclin-dependent protein serine/threonine kinase activity. Bases 169 to 1077 code for a protein of 302 amino acids. Gene Ontology annotation, biological process: mitotic G2 DNA damage checkpoint signaling; protein phosphorylation; G2/M transition of mitotic cell cycle.
GUCUACGCGGCCAGUUUGAAUCAAGGAAGGAACUCGCAGCUCAGUGAGAUACACAACAUCCUCACGCUCUCUCUGUUCUCAAAGACUUUCAUAAAGAUAUUGGAAGGAAAAUAGAAGAGUUUGGUUAUUCAUCCAUAUUCGAUAUAGUUACAGAGAAGUAUUGAGAAAAUGGAUGACUAUCUGAAGAUAGAGAAAAUUGGUGAAGGUACAUAUGGUGUGGUAUAUAAGGGCAGGAAUAAAACCACUGGACAAGUGGUUGCUAUGAAGAAGAUCCGCCUGGAGAGUGAGGAGGAGGGAGUUCCCAGCACCGCUGUCAGAGAAAUCUCCCUCCUCAAGGAGCUCCAGCAUCCCAACGUUGUACGCCUGCUGGAUGUAUUGAUGCAGGAGUCAAAGUUAUACCUGGUGUUUGAAUUUCUGUCCAUGGAUCUGAAGAAGUACUUGGACUCCAUCCCAUCAGGCCAGUUCAUGGAUCCCAUGCUUGUCAAGAGUUACCUGUAUCAGAUCCUUGAGGGGAUUCUGUUCUGCCACUGUCGCAGGGUUCUGCAUCGUGACCUAAAGCCCCAGAAUCUGCUGAUUGAUAAUAAAGGUGUGAUUAAGCUGGCAGACUUUGGGCUGGCACGUGCCUUUGGAGUCCCGGUCAGAGUGUACACACAUGAGGUGGUCACUCUGUGGUACAGAGCUCCAGAAGUCUUGCUGGGGGCCUCACGUUAUUCCACACCAGUAGAUGUCUGGAGUAUUGGUACCAUCUUUGCCGAACUCGCUACAAAGAAACCUCUCUUCCAUGGAGACUCAGAAAUAGACCAGCUCUUCAGGAUCUUCAGGACUCUUGGAACCCCUAACAAUGAGGUCUGGCCAGAUGUUGAGUCGCUGCCAGAUUAUAAGAAUACCUUCCCAAAGUGGAAAUCUGGGAAUCUGGCCAGUACUGUGAAAAACCUGGACAAGAACGGCAUUGACCUGCUCACGAAAAUGCUGAUUUAUGACCCUCCUAAGCGGAUCUCAGCACGGCAAGCAAUGACACAUCCAUAUUUUGACGAUUUAGACAAGAGCACUCUUCCAGCCAGUAACCUGAAGAUAUAGACUUCAGUUCUAAAGCAAUGGAAGCUUAGUCUUUUGACAUGCAAUAAUUAACCUUUUGCUCAUUUGUUUAUUGGGUGGCUUUUGUACUUUUCUACUUUUUCUACUUUUGUUUUGUCUUUUUGUAUGUCUUUUUCCUAUCCUGUUUUAUGUUUCAUCAAACACCCGUUUGUAAAUAAACAUAUAUAUUUUUUGUGGACCCAAAGUGGCAUAUUACAAAGGUAAACUGUUCAUAAUAAAGAGCACUUUGUAAAAUCCCA